This is a messenger RNA of Neolamprologus brichardi, 3504 nucleotides long. NCBI's taxonomy places the organism in Eukaryota, Metazoa, Chordata, Actinopteri, Cichliformes, Cichlidae. The record is from RefSeq and is a predicted model, not a curated record.
UCGAAGUGGGAGGGCCCGUCAUCUGACUUCAGCGGGCAGCAGGAAUAAAGUGGGUGUUGUGCUGUGGUGUUUGGCUCGGUGCGAUGCGUCUUCAUGUCUGCUACUAAACACACGAGCAGCGGUUCACUGUGCUUGCGGACUACGGCGGAGGGAUCGUCCCAGAGCAGAGCGAGCAUCCGUCUGUUGAGGCCAGGAGGCCAGCAGCAGUGCAGCAGGGGAAGCUAGCUCCAACCCCGCUUAGACUCAGUGACAGCAGCCCCGGAGCCAGGCAGCCAGGCAGAGUCGGUGAGCCAUGGGUUUCCGCAAGAAGAACAAGAGCCCACCGGUGCUGAGCCACGAGUUUGUGAUCCAGAAUCACGCCGAUAUGGUGUCGUGCCUGGCCAUGAUCAUCCUCCUUGGCCUGAUGUUUGAGGUCACAGCAAAGUUUGCCAUCAUGUUCAUCACAGUUCAGUACAACGUAACUCAAGUUCUUGAUGAGAAAAGCGACCCAGUCAACCUUUACCAGUAUGGCCCUAAAGACGUGGCCACUGUGUUUUUUUACCUUCUCAUUGCAGUCAUCCUUCAUGCCUUGAUACAAGAAUAUAUUCUCGACAAAAUGAACAGGAGGUUGCACCUGUCAAAAACCAAGCACAGCAAGUUCAAUGAGUCUGGGCAGCUCGCAGCGUUCUAUCUGUUCUCCUUCAUCUGGGGCUGCAGCAUCCUAACAGCGGAGGACUUUGCAACAAAUCCUACUUUCUUAUGGGAGGGUUACCCACAUACUCGCAUGGUUUUUCAGGUCAAGUUCUUCUACAUUUGCCAAAUUGCGUAUUGGCUCCACGCACUUCCUGAGCUGUACUUUCAAAAAGUACGGAAGGUAAGGAUGUCUUUUCCUUCUUUUUUCCCCUUUUUUUUUUCCUUCCCAAAACUGAUCGAAUUCCUUCACCGACUGGGCCUCGUGUUGCUGGUCCCUCACUACCUGGUGGAGCUUCUGUUCCAUGCUUCACGCCUCUUCUACUUCAGUGAUGAGAACAAGCAAAAAGGUUUUACUCUGUGGGCGCUACUUUUUGUCAUCGCCCGCCUCCUCACCCUCACACUCUCGGUUCUGACGUUCGGUUUUGGCCUGCCCCGAACAGAAAACCAGGGCUUCUCCCUAGCUGAAGGCAACUUCAAUGUGCUCACCAUAAGGAUGACUUGUCUGGCAGCUAUCUGCCUGACACAGGCCUGGAUGAUGUGGAAAUUCAUUAAUUUCCAGUUGAAGAAGUGGCGAGAGCACAGCCAGAACCAAGCCUCAAAGAAGAAGGCGGCCAGCCCAAAGAGCAAGCCUCACAAAAGGGAACCCACAAGGGGUGGAGCUGCCAAUGGAGUUGUCAAAUCUGAAGAUAAAACCUCACCACGGGCAAGGAAAGCUAAAGCCUCAUAGAGCUUCACAGAGGAGGAGGAGAACGAGUGAGGGAGUUCUGACAAUGUGACGCUUUGUCUUUACACAGCUUAAAAUUAUGUGUACUGCUCCCCAAAACAAAUGUUUAAGCACGCUAGGAAACCUUACAUGACUGUCCCUUUUGGGGGGCUGAGACUCCUUUCCAACAAAGUUCAGUGUUACUGUCUGCUAGAAGUGUUUAUUAUUCAUUUGGGUUUGCCGGAGAUGUUGACAGGGCAGUUGUGGUUUUGAUGCUUUACCAGGAUGGAUUUAGCUAAUCAAGUGUCCUUUCGUGUAAAACUAAGAUCGCUUGUCGGGUACUUUAAACUGAGUUGCUCUUUGGUAAUUUGACACCGAAUCAAGUUAACGUCACAGUACCUUAAAAAGCCACCCACUUCAGGGCAACUUAAUAUAAAGUAUUAGCGUACACAUCAGCUGUACAGGGUGUCAGUUAGAGUUUGGGCCUUUAUUCCGUUUGGGGGGAAAAACACACAGGCUAUGGCUCGUGUUCCAAAAUGUAAAGCCUUUCUUGCUCUACGAAAGAGAAUCUUUGAUAAUCUGCCGUUGUCAGGAAAAAUCUCUUAAAUUAUUCACUCCAAAGGAAUGUUUGGGCUAUUUCCAUAUUUAGCGUAGCUGCAGUGAGAAAGGUGAAACUUGUACUUAACUCCUUGCCAUCAUUUAACAGCACCUGCCAUUGAAAUCCAACACGUUGCAGGAUUGAGGCACUGUUAUAUUUUAGACUGCUUUUAUCACUUACCCUGGUGAUUGGCCUGUUGAGCCCUUUUCAGACAUGGGUGAUGUAACCUCGCUGGCUUCAUCGGUCCGUUUAAGUGAUGGCGUUCGGUCGGUCAAACAGGGCUCACUUUUCUGUUGCCGUUUCUCACGGUACGAUGGAUUGGGAAUAUGGAAAAAUGCAACACAGAGCAUUGCUAUAAUCCUAAUCUUAUUGCAGGUUACAAAUGGAUUUGGUGAGCUAAAAUGUCACCCGUAUUCAUGUUAUUGCUAUGGAUGUUUUUGGGCUGUAGCAGCUCACAAACAUGUCUAUGUCCCUAUGUGAUUACAUUUAGACUGGUGUUUGAAGUGUGAUGGGUAAAUGUUAUUGGCUUGACUUUUACAGAAAAGUCACCAGGAAGCCAACAUGUCUGAAAUGGGCUUUUACAGCUGUUCCUCCAGGUGAACUGACUUACCAAGAGGAAGCUGCACUGUAACCUGUAAUGCCGCCACCGUAUGCAUUCAGUUAAAUCUUUACAAUGGCAUGACUGGACGUUAGAAGGGGAAAAAGAACAAGAAUUUGAGGCUGCACUUAUGUCUUUUUAUAUGGUAAUGUCUGCAUGACGGUUUAAGGCUAAAGACUUGAAUGGCUAGUUCUUACCUGUGCUGUUAAGUUUGCAUUUCUCUCUCACUCUCACACACACAACACACAACACACACACACACAAGCAUUCAGUGGCCUUUUUACAACUGCUGCAAGAGGUUUGAGUUAUUUAUUUUUGUCAUAAGCUACAGAUACUUAUUAUUUUCUAUGCUUUGAAAAGCUAUAACCAGCAAACACUGCGGUACAUAGCAAAACUGCAUUUAGUUAAUCCAAACAAUACAAUCUUUCUUCAAGUGUCCUUAUAAUGUUGGUGGUUUAUAUCACUGCUUGUGUUCUGUUGUGUUUGCCUUUCUCUCUUUACUUUUGUUUGUUUAUGUUCUUGGGCAUCAGGGGACAAGCGUUUCACCACUUACACCAUAAGUUGCAUCCGAGAGCAACGGGAGGCAUGUUUGUGAGUUUGUAUGCUUGUGCACUUACUCGUGUGUGUGCAAUAUUGUUUUGCCUACUGUGUAUGUUUGUGAAUUAACAGGGCCUGAAUGCUGUUGAUGCUGAUGAUGGUCUCAGAGCAUGAAAUUUGACAAUCUGUUCAUUGACUCCUGCCCGUUGGUUGUAUUUUCACAGUAAUAGCCUGUUCUUUGUUUCUCUUUGGGUCUUUCUCGGUUCCCGGCACCCUUUUGUGUGCAAAAACACAGAGUUGUGGGUUAGGUGUAUGUUCUGUAGGCUUUCGGUUACUAAAUGCUUAUGUGUUUAACGUCUCCGCCUCUCAGAUGUUCUAUCCUGUGUGAGAGAGAUU